Molecule: messenger RNA, 2247 nt
Organism: Mesocricetus auratus (golden hamster)
Lineage: Eukaryota; Metazoa; Chordata; Mammalia; Rodentia; Cricetidae
Gene: Tatdn3
Product: TatD DNase domain containing 3
Exons: 10
Coding region: 806-1654 (282 amino acids)
Molecular function (GO): hydrolase activity, acting on ester bonds
Source: RefSeq, a predicted model, not a curated record
UUGUGGUCCUGGGUGGCGGCGAACCUGCCUCCAUGAGGGAGGCUCGCGGUCGUGAUCUCUUACCUCUCCUGAGAUGCGCUGGUCCAUCCCAGCCCCCAGCGGAGGUCCCAGUUCUGGACCCGGAGAGAGAAGGGCAAACAAGAAUAACGCGGGGCGGGCCCUGCGUGCGGGGGUAGAAAUAGUUUUCCUGCUCUGAUAGGAAGGCUGAAGCUGGAGGAGCAGCGGGUCUCUGUGUCUUAGGAGCUGACGCGUACGGUGUGAGUGUGCGUUGUUGAGGAACACCGGCCGCUCGUAGGCACCCCGCACUGUAUGGAGUUUGGCCUGUCUCAGAUAACCAACAGCUGGGAGCGAUUAGUAAGAUAGACUAUUCAGAGAAUGGGAAGUCAGGUCAGUGAGGGGUUCGAGCUGCAUUGGAUGCACACUUUUAACCCAUUAAAGUUCUAAGACAGCCCCGUUUUGUAAAAAGAAAAAUUCUGAGGACAGAUUUGCUGCUGUGUGGCGAAGAGGCGAAGGAGGGAAAGCUAAUAAGCCACUUAAGAAGUCUCGGUAAACAGACGGGAGAUGGUAGAGGCUAGUGCUGUGGUUACUCCACGAGAACCAGAGUAGAUGUACUCAACGUAUUUUACAAAUAACUCCAGUAAUACAUGCAAGGGACUUGGAUGCGAAGAACAGAGGGAGGAAGGAAUCGAACGUGGCUUGGAUUUUUAGUUUGUGUUUAAGGUGGUGAUGCCCCUUGCUGAGACGAGGGAGGACCAAGUUGUGGGAUGGGAGUGGAGAGCCAGGCAGACAGAACCCUAGCAGGGACAUGCUGGAGAGUCCAAUCUCAUCCAAAUGGAAACGUUGUGUUGAUUUAGGAUGUGAGCAGUUGUGGGUUCAGGAGAGACAGAAAACUGAGGAUCUGGAUGGCGUGUUGGAGAAGGCCAAGAAGGCUAAUGUUAUGGCCCUUGUGGCAGUUGCUGAGCAUGCAGGAGAGUUUGAAAGGAUUAUGCAACUUUCAGAAAGGUAUGCUGGAUUCAUCCUGCCAUGUCUGGGAGUUCACCCAGUUCAAGAACUUUCACCAGAAAAAGCAAGAAGUGUGACAUUAAAGGAUUUGGAUGUAGCUUUGCCAAUUAUUGAGAAGUACAAGGAUCGGUUGUUGGCAAUUGGAGAGGUGGGGCUCGACUUCUCCCCCAGAUUUGCGGGCACUGAUGAAGAGAAGGAGGAGCAAAGACAGGUCCUGAUCAAACAGGUCCAAUUGGCCAAAAGGCUAAAUGUGCCUUUAAACGUGCACUCACGCUCAGCGGGAAGACCCACCAUCAACCUCUUACGUGAACAAGGCGCUGAACAGGUCCUGCUGCACGCAUUCGAUGGCCGGCCCUCCGUGGCCAUGGAAGGAGUAAGAGCAGGCUACUACUUCUCAAUCCCACCGUCCAUCAUAAGAAGUGGACAGAAGCAGAAACUUGUAAAGCAGCUGCCUCUAAGCUCCAUCUGCUUAGAGACAGAUUCGCCUGCUCUGGGACCAGAAAGACAGACACGGAACGAGCCCUGCAACAUUUCCAUCUCAGCAGAAUUCAUUGCCCAAGUGAAAGGGAUCUCAGUGGAAGAAGUCCGAGAAGUGACAACACAGAAUGCAUUGAAACUGUUUCCCAAGCUGCAGUACCUGCUCCAGAAAUAGCUUCAAAACCACCACUGCACGGCCAGGUCAGCUCAGGGCAGCACCGGGGAAAACGAGUUAUCCUUAAUGGUCUGGAAUGAAGAAGCCAUUUUAUAUGAACAGCAGUCAUAGUUUACAGAAACAUUUCUCUUAAAAACAAAUUCUGGGCUGCAAAGAUGGCUCAGCCACAGGAGCACUCAGUCGCUGCUCUUCCAGAGGACUCCUGCACCCACGCUGGGUGGCUUGGAACUGCCUGCAGCUCCAUCCGACUCCAGAAGAUGCAACCCCCUCUCUGGCCUCCUCUGUCACCAGCACAUACGUGGCAUACCCUACACAGACACACAUAAUAAUAAUAAAGAUAAUAAUUUCUAAAAACUCUAUUAAAAAAAGGAAGUUUGGCUUGGCUACUGAAACGCUGGAUUCCAACUGUCAAUUAGCGGAGUCCGGGGGCAGACUGGAACACACCACAGACACACUUAGCUUCUGGAGUUAUUGCCCACUUGCGGGGAGAAAGCCUCAAGAGACCCCUGGCCCUGCUUUUCCCCACUUAACAAGCUUACAGAAGAUGCUCCAGGGAUUUUUGUCUUUGAAUACUUAAUAAUUUAGUGUGUGCA